This is a messenger RNA of Panonychus citri (citrus red mite), 1698 nucleotides long. RefSeq names its product syntaxin-12-like. The transcript has 2 exons. NCBI's taxonomy places the organism in Eukaryota, Metazoa, Arthropoda, Arachnida, Trombidiformes, Tetranychidae. Gene Ontology annotation, cellular component: SNARE complex; synaptic vesicle; membrane. Bases 130 to 960 code for a protein of 276 amino acids. Gene Ontology annotation, molecular function: SNAP receptor activity; SNARE binding. Gene Ontology annotation, biological process: vesicle fusion; intracellular protein transport; vesicle-mediated transport. The record is from RefSeq and is a predicted model, not a curated record.
GUCUCUUUUUCCUCUGAGUUGGUUUUCUGUUUUCUUUUUUUCUUUCUUUCUCUUUUUCUCUCUUGUUAAAUAUUAAUAAUUAUUCUUAUUUAAGUAAUUUGUUUUAUUUAAUUAGUUCUCCUAAUCAAGAUGAGUUUCUCUAAUCCUUAUGCUGGUUAUCAAAAUGUUCCCGGAGGUGAUGCUUAUAACCGUCUUUCCAAUACAACAAGUGUUAACGUUCAAAAGAUUUCACAAAAUGUCAAUUCAAUGCAGCGAAUGGUUAAUCAAUUGGGCACUCCCUCUGAUUCGGAAAAUUUACGGGACUCGUUGCAACAAAUUCAACAUUAUACCAAUCAGCUUGCCCGUGAAACCAAUAAUUGUAUUAAAGAGCUCUCCGCCAUUCCACAGCCUCAGAGUAUUUCGGAGCAAAGGCAGCGUCGUAUGUUAAAGGAAAGGUUAACAAAUGAUUUUUCUGAUGCUUUGAAAAAUUUUCAAGUAAUUCAACGGACUGCGGUUCAAAAGCAGAAAGAAAGUGUACAUCGAGCAAGAGCUAAUUCAGGCCUUAAUAAGAUUGGACCAUUUGAAGAUGUUACUAGUCAACAAUCAAAUCAAAAUCUAAUUGAUCUGGCUAGUCCAGGAGCUAUUGGUUCACAGCAAAGUGUUAUACAAAUGGAGGAAGAGGUUGAUUUGGAAACAAUGAGAGAAAGAGAACAAGCAAUCAGAAAAUUAGAGAGUGAUAUUCUUGGUGUUAAUCAGAUUUUCAAAGAUUUGGCAACCCUGGUUCACGAUCAAGGGGAAGUGAUAGACAGUAUUGAAGCUAAUGUUGAAAAUGCCACCUCUCAUAUUGAAGAAGGUGUUCAACAAAUUGCUAAGGCAAGGGAGUAUCAGACAAAAGCACGACGAAAAAAGCUACUGAUCAUCUUAAUUCUUGCCAUAGUUCUUGUGAUUUUCAUUACCAUCAUUUGGACAUCAUUAAAGUGAAUGCUGCUAUUAAAUCAAUUAACAAUUGUUACCUGAAUAUAUCUAUUUGGUUCCUUGGAGAUAUUGAUGGACAAAAAAACCACCCAACCCAAUACAUUCGUUUUAGAUUUGCUUUAUUGUUUUCUUUAUUCUAUAUACAUAUAAUAAUUAUUAUUAUAUUAUUAUUAUUUGUUCUCUUCUUUUUACAUAAUUAUUCGGAUUAUCUUGAUAACAAGUGAACAGAUAGAGAAAAGAGAGAGAGAAAGGCACAUACACACAAAGAUCCACCCACUCACCCGAAUCCAUAUCCACCUUUACACAUCAAUUUGGCGGAAAUUAUAUCAAGAAAACGUCACUUAAGGUGCUCAAAACUCUCAAUCAGCGGAAAUUAAUGAUAAUUAAUUAAUAGAUUUCUCGAUGUGAGAGAAACAAAAAUUCUGCAUGUAAAUUGUUUGAUUGAUUUAAUCUGCAAACAAUGAGAUUUUAAAUUUUAUAAAUUCAAUCUCAAACUCAAUCGAUUCAAAAUUUACAACAAUUUAAAUGGGUGAACCGGAAAGAUUAAGAGUGACAGAGAUUAUUUAAAUUUGAUUGUAUAAAAAUUUAAUUGAAAGAGAGAGAGAGAGAGAAAGAGGAUGGAACCAUUUUCUAUAUUAUUUACGUCCAACAAUUAACUAAUUUUCCCAAUUUCAUUAUGUAUUAAAUUCUCUUUUCUUUUCUUGAGCUGCUAAAUUGUUUAAUAAAAUCACAACAAUUAUCAAA